AGAAAAAAUGCAGGGUUUUUAAAGAGAGGCGAGGGUUUUGGCGCUGCUGGCGCGACACUGCAACUGUAAAGAGAAUAAGAAGACGAGAACACCUGAACUACGAUCCUUCUCCCGCUAAUUAAUACUUGUAUUAUCGGUAUUGGUUUGAUUUUCUCCGUUACAGUCAAUCAGGUGAUAUGGGGAAGAAGAAAAGGAUGCAGGAGAGUGGUGAAGGGCUCAAGCCGAAAGAGGAUAGCGGUCAUUCCCCAUCAACGAUAUUCGUCAGCAACCUGCCCUAUUCGUUCACUAACUCGCAGUUGGAAGAAACAUUUAGCGAGGUUGGUCCAAUAAGACGCUGCUUCAUGGUGACAGAAAAGGGAUCGAAUGCACACCGUGGAUUUGGAUUUGUCCAAUUUGCUGUCAUGGAAGAUGCUAACCGUGCUAUCGAGCUCAAAAAUGGUGCAUCUAUUGGUGGUAGGAAAGUUGUGGUUAAACAUGCCAUGCAUCGUCUUCCCCUAGAGCAGCGCCAUUCAAGGGCAAAUCAAGUUCAUAUGAAUGAUGUCAAGAAAAAGGAUGGCGAUGAGAAUUUCUCCUCCAGGAUGGUCAAAAAGGAACACGCUUCAAAGCUGCACACAAAAGGGGACUCUGAAGGAACCACAGAAGAAAUGGUAGUUCUCAGCGAUCAUGCCUAUAAAACUGAUGGUUCAGAAAAGCAGAGGGUUGCUAGGACGGUCAUAUUUGGUGGACUUCUUAGUGUUGACAUGGCUGAGGAAGUUCACCGUCGCACCAGAGAGGUUGGCACUGUAUGUUCUAUAAGCUAUCCUCUUCCAAAAGAAGAGCUUGAACUACAUGGACUGGCUAAGGAUGGAUGCAAGAUGAAUGCAUCAUCUGUACUUUAUGCUAGUGUUAAAGCAGCACGUGCUUCUGUUGCUAUGUUGCAUCAGCAGGAGAUAAAGGGUGGAUGUGUAUGGGCACGCCAGUUGGGUGGGGAGGGUUCCAAGACUCGGAAAUGGAGACUUAUAGUUAGGAACCUUCCUUUUAAGGCAAAAGUCAAUGAGAUAAAAGAUUUAUUUGCAUCAGCAGGUUUUGUGUGGGAUGUCUUUGUUCCACUAAAUUCUAAGACAGGGCUAUCUAAGGGAUUUGCAUUUGUCUCAUUCACGUGUAAGCAGGAUGCAGAAAACGCUAUCAAGAAAGUAAAUGGGCAAAUGAUCAGUAAAAGACCAAUUGCUGUUGAUUGGGCUGUUCCAAAGAAAAUAUAUACAACUGGUGGUAAUUUGGUUGAGACUCAGACAGAUGGGGCAGAGAAUGAUAGACAUGAUGAGAGUGACAACAGUAGCAUUGAUAUGGAAGGUGAUUAUGCUGGGAGUGAUAAGGAUUCCCAACAGGUUGAUGCAGAAGAAGUCCAAGAAGGUUCUGAUCACAUAGACAAUGAAGUUCAUUCUAAAGAACUGGAUUUUGAUGAGGAGGCAGGCAUUGUAAAGAAAGUUCUUAAUAAUUUGAUCACAUCUUCUGCCAGUGCAACUCUGCCAUUUGGUGGAAAUUCCAGGUUACCACAAGGUAAUGAGACUGCUAUUGAUGCUAAGAACAAGUUAUCCAUUCAAGAAAAGAGUUUGGAUGUAGCUUUACCUCCGAAAUCUAGCAAAGUUGAGACAGUAGCUCUUGGGCGAGUUGAUAGUGAGGAUGAUUUACAGAGAACAAUUUUUAUAAGCAACCUCCCAUUUGAUGUUGAUAUUGAAGAUGUGAAGAAACGGUUCUCUGCAUUUGGGGAAGUGAAGUCCUUUGUCCCCGUUCUUCAUCAAGUCACCAAGCGACCAAGAGGCACAGGAUUUCUUAGGUUUAAUACAACAUCUGCUGCUGAAGCCGCAGUUUUAGCAGCAAAUGCUACAUCUGGGUUAGGGAUUGUUCUAAAUGGCAGACAGCUUACUGUUUUGAAGGCUUUGGACAAGAAAUCAGCUCAUAAAAAGGAAUUAGAGAAGACAAAGAAUGAGGAUCAUGAUCAUCGCAACCUUUAUCUUGCCAAGGAAGGUCUUAUUCUUGAAGGGACAUCAGCUGCAGAAGGUGUUUCAGCGAGUGACAUGCUAAAACGUCAAAUGUUGUACAAGAAAAAAAUGUCCAAACUAGAAUCUCCCAAUUUUCAUGUUUCAAGGACUAGACUUAUUGUAUACAAUUUGCCAAAGUCUAUGACAGAGAAGGAACUUAAAAAGCUCUUUAUAGAUGCAGUUCUUUCCCGGGCAUCCAAACAAAAGCCUGUGAUUCGACAGAUAAAGUUCUUGGAGGAUUCAAAGAAAGGCAAGGUGGUUUCAAAGAACUAUUCACGAGGGGUGGCUUUUGUUGAGUUUACUGAACAUCAACAUGCAAUAGUGGCUCUAAGAGUUCUUAAUAACAAUCCUGAAACUUUUGGUCCUGAGCAUCGCCCCAUUGUGGAAUUUGCUCUUGAUAAUAUCCAAACAUUGAAGAAGCGGAAUGCUAAGCUACAGGCUCAGCAGCAGAGUGCAGGUUCUCAUCUGGAAGAUGUUCAUCCAAAGACUGCGUUACAACAGAAAGAUACUAGGAAGAAGUUAGGAAAAAGCAAAACUAGAGUUGAUGACAUACCAUCUGAGGUAAUAACCAGUAAAGACCAUGAAGUGGAUAGGGUCCAGAAAACAGGCAACAAAGAAGGAUCAGCGGCAAAAAAGCACAAGGGAAUUCCAGAAAGUGGGAGAAAAGGUGGGUUGACAUCUGAGGAGUCAACUAGGAAGCCGAGCAGGCACCAGAAAAUGACCAAACAGAAGGGUGGAAAAUUAUUUCAUGGUGGAGAUAUGGUUGUUGGUACUGAAGACGAAAAGAAAGCAAAAGUAGAGAUAGGUCCAAAGAAGAGGAAGCUACAGGAUAGUGUUCAUUCAGAAGAAAUGAUGGAUAGGAAAAGCCUGAAGAAGAAAAAGAAAAAGAGCAAGAAAUCAGAAGCAUCGGAUAAAGAACUAGUUGAUAAACUUGACAUGUUGAUCGAACAGUAUCGUUCAAAGUUUUCAAAGAGAAGCUCUUCAGACAUGAUUGGUGGUGAAAAACAAGGCUCAAGGCAAAUCAGAAGAUGGUUCCAGUCGUAGGUGUUUUCAACCUCUCUUUGUGAAUCUUCAAGCAUCGGAGAAAGUCUCUGUUGGCUUCCAGCGACUAAUUUAAGAGAUGGUUGCUAAUGUUACGCACGAGGCAGUGUUAAUCAGAAAAAAAAGAAGUUUUGCACGAGGCAGUGUAUCUAUUUGUAAAAGACCAGUUCUGAUCUGUUGGGUAGUGUCCCCCAUCCAAAUAAGUGAGCUUUGGUUAUGAUCUGUGAGACGUUCUUCAACAUUAAUAGAAUUUCUUCUCUUUUAGUUUCUAAAA
Messenger RNA from Nelumbo nucifera (sacred lotus), 3333 nucleotides. RefSeq names its product RNA-binding (RRM/RBD/RNP motifs) family protein. The record is from RefSeq and is a predicted model, not a curated record. Gene Ontology annotation, molecular function: mRNA binding. Lineage: Eukaryota; Viridiplantae; Streptophyta; Magnoliopsida; Proteales; Nelumbonaceae.